Molecule: messenger RNA, 2892 nt
Organism: Salvia miltiorrhiza (redroot sage)
Lineage: Eukaryota; Viridiplantae; Streptophyta; Magnoliopsida; Lamiales; Lamiaceae
Product: DEAD-box ATP-dependent RNA helicase 13
Exons: 15
Coding region: 121-2580 (819 amino acids)
Cellular component (GO): nucleolus
Molecular function (GO): ATP binding; nucleic acid binding; RNA helicase activity
Source: RefSeq, a predicted model, not a curated record
AAAAUCGAACUCAUCAACCCUCAACAUUUCUGCGGCAAACAGCAAUCGAAUUUCACUAACAGGAAAACGUUCUCAUUUUUUCCCUCAAACUGUUUCGAUUUCAGCUCUCACAGUGCAAGAAUGGCGUCGGAGUCUGCCGAGAGGAAGAAAGCUUAUCGGAAGUCCAGGAAGCGAGCUCGAGGCGAGAUGGACCAGCAGCUCGAACGGUUGGAGUCGCUGCCGUGGAGCUCCUCGCUUCCAGCGAGUAAUGGCGGCGCUGACGAUGAUCUCUCUCUUUUCAUCGGCUCUAACGAACUUGAAGGAGGAUUUCUUACUCUUGAAGAGAUUGAUGAAGCAGAGUAUGGGUUGGAAAUUCCCAAUGUCAAGGUUGAAACUGAGAGAAAAAAGUUAAAAGGAAAAAAAGAAUCAAAGAGAAGUGAGCUAAAUGAAGGGGGUGCUGAUGAGAGAUUGGAUGCUGAGCUUUAUGGUGAAUGUAAGGAUAAGGAUGAAGAAAGCAAAGAGGAUAAUGAGAAGAAGCAGAAGAAGAAGAAAAAGAAGAAGGAGGGAAAGAAAAAGAAAAAAGAUAUUCAGAAGAAUGAUGAGACCGAUAAAGCACAGGAAAAUUCAGAGACAACUACUGCUAGUGAUGCAAAGGAGGGUUGCAAUGUUGAAGAGGAAUUAAUUGAUGAAGACGAAUAUUAUGCAUGGAAUGAGCUGAGACUUCAUCCCAUGAUUAUGAAAUCAAUAUACAGGCUCAAGUUUAAGGAACCCACCCCAAUACAGAAAGCUUGUAUUCCUGCUGCUGCUCAUCAAGGAAAGGAUGUAAUUGGUGCUGCUGAGACAGGAUCUGGUAAAACUCUUGCCUUUGGGUUGCCUAUAUUACAGCGUCUUCUGGAAGAACGAGAAAAGGUGGAGAGGCUCAUGGUCGAAAGAGCAGAUGCCAAUGAUGGGAUUGCUCCAAAAGGUGUUCUACGCGCUCUCGUUGUUACCCCUACGAGAGAGCUUGCACUUCAGGUGACAGAUCAUCUCAAGGCAGUUGCAUUAGGCACCAAUGUUAGGGUAGUUCCUAUUGUUGGUGGCAUGUCAACUGAGAAGCAGGAAAGACUUCUGAGAGGAAGGCCUGAAAUUGUUGUUGGAACACCAGGGAGACUGUGGGAACUUAUGUCAGGUGGAGAACCGCACCUCGUCGAGAUGCACUGCUUGUCAUUUUUUGUGUUGGAUGAGGCUGACCGCAUGAUUGAAGCUGGUCAUUUCCGUGAGUUACAAUCUAUCAUCGACAUGCUUCCAAUGGGCAAGGAAUCAACUGAGAGUCAGCCUGAGAAUACACAAAACUGUGUGACUCUUGCAAACCUUCCUAGGAAGAAAAGACAAACCUUCGUGUUUUCUGCAACUCUGGCAUUAUCAGCUGAUUUCCGUAAGAAGUUGAAGCAUGGGUCUUUGCGCGCGAAAAAAGAUGAUCUUAGUUCAUUUGAGACCCUUUCACAAAGAGCUGGAAUGAGACCUAACACUGCUAUAGUGGAUCUAACCAGCUCUUCAAUUUUAGCAAACAAACUUGAGGAAUCAAUUAUUGAGUGUCAAGAAGAUGAAAAGGAUGCCUAUUUGUAUUAUAUAUUAAGCAUUCAUGGACAAGGCCGUGCGAUUGUCUUUUGCACCUCAAUUGCAGCUCUGCGCCGCAUUUCUUCAAUAUUGCGUAUCCUCAACAUAGAUAUAUGGACCCUUCAUUCAGAAAUGCAGCAGAGAGCACGCCUAAAGUCCAUAGAUCGUUUCCGUGCAAAUGAACAUAGCGUUCUUGUUGCUACAGAUGCUGCAGCACGAGGGCUUGACAUUCCUGGUGUUCGAACCGUCGUUCAUUACCAGCUUCCACUUUCGGCUGAAGUAUAUGUUCAUAGAUGUGGAAGAACAGCUAGGGCUUCUACGGAUGGUUGCAGCAUUGCUCUAAUAUCACCAAAUGAUGCAUCGAAAUUCGCAUCUUUGUGCAGAUCCUUUUCAAAGGAAAGUUUCCAGCGGUUUCCUGUUGAGGUCUCAUACAUGCCAGAGAUAAUGAAGCAAUCAUCUCUUGCACAUCAAAUAGACAAGAUUGUCAGAAAGGGUUCCCAGGAAAAGGCUGAGAGAAGUUGGUUGGAGCGAAAUGCUGAAUCAGUUGAAUUGAUUUUGGAUGAAAAUGACAGUGAGGAGGACAGAGUGAAGAAAUAUCGGCAAAACAAAGCCCAAUCAAAUAAGUUGCAGCAGUUGCAGCAGGAACUCAACACGCUACUAUCCAGACCAUUACAACCCAGAACAUUUUCAAAGCGCUUUGUGACUGGGGCUGGUGUAUCUCCUCUUCUUCAACAUCAAUUUGAAGAAAUUGCAAGGAAAAAACCUGGGGAUUCGAAUGAGUUAGGUCCGAACAAAAGGAGAAGGUUGGUCGUUAUAGGCCAAGAUUGUGUAGAACCACUACAGGCAUUGCGUAGUGCAAGUAAUGAGCCACGCUUGGAUCUCAAAGUGAUUGCAGAAAAGCAGAGAAGUUCAAACGACUUGAGAAGGAAGAGGAAAGAGAUGAAGAAACGUUUGCACGAGCAAAGACGAAAGCAAAGGAAGAAGCUGCAGCAACGGGAAGGUUAGCUUAUGCAAUCGAGCAAAACGCUUCAUGCUUUAUCAGGAAAAUGUGAUGCACCUAAGCUAGAUCAUUGCCUAACCAACGGGUUCUAUUGCUGUUUCGAUUCUAGCUCAUUUUUGUUAGAUGCAAGGCUCUGCUAGAAUGGGCAAACUUGCAUACCCCCACCACUCUAGAUUUCUCUUCAUCUUCAUAGAAAACAAACAGAAGUUAGUGAUUGCAAAUGACAAUAAUAGACUUUCAAACCUCUACUGUACACCUAAAUUGAAUGAGUUUUUGAUUUUGAUCAAUAUUAUAUAGUCGAUGGAGAUUUGCAUUCA